Solanum pennellii is the source of this 2443-nucleotide messenger RNA. RefSeq names its product exocyst complex component EXO70B1. Gene Ontology annotation, biological process: exocytosis. The transcript has a single exon. Lineage: Eukaryota; Viridiplantae; Streptophyta; Magnoliopsida; Solanales; Solanaceae. The coding region runs from base 136 to 2259 and encodes 707 amino acids. Gene Ontology annotation, molecular function: phosphatidylinositol-4,5-bisphosphate binding. The record is from RefSeq and is a predicted model, not a curated record. Gene Ontology annotation, cellular component: exocyst.
CACACAUUUCCUUUCUCGUCGAUUUGCUCGCUGCAUCUCCAAUCACAACACUUUCCUUCAAUUUCCUUACUCUUUUUGAUAAUGUAAGCUCAAUUUUCCUGCUAAACUUACCUACUCACUCACACAAUUACAAUCAUGGAUCUAACACAAACUUCUUCUGAUCAAACAAAAUCCAAUGACAACCAGCCAGAUGAAACUCCUCCUGCCCAUGAAACAAAGUCUACAGAAGCAGAAAUUGUUGAACAACUGCAAACAGACGAUGGAGUCAUCAACACAACAGAUGAUGAUGGUGCCAAGACAGACGAUAUCAAACCUGAAGACGACGAUGAGGUCAAGGUUGAAGUUUCUUCUCCCCUGCCUCCUGAUCUCGAUAAGGUUUCAGAAGAAAUAGAUCAAUUUAUCUCUGAAUCAUCAAACUUUAAAGGGGAUGAUGAUGAAUCUAAGCCUCCCGAUGUUCCUGUGUUUGUAGAACAAUUUGCUGUUCUUGUUGAAGCAAAAAUUGAUGAAUAUGAUGGCGGUGAUGCACCCGUCAAAUGGAGCCAGCUAGCUCAGGAGGAAGCCACAUCAUUUUUAAAUAUUGUAGAUCGAAUCUCCAAGCUAUUUACCUCCCUCUGUCGAUUUUCUUCAGAGUACAAAUAUGCUUAUUCAAUCAGCCGCGUCGAUGGUGUUCUUCAACGAGCAAUGUCCUACAUAGAGGAAGAAUACAAGUCAAUCCUCUACGAUUACAAGAUCAAUACUGAUUCAGAUAUCACCAAUUUAGACACUUCUUCUGCCAAGCCUAACCUUAAUUCUUCAUCAUCAGACACCAAUCAAGAUGCAGAACAAGACACUGCUUCUGAAUCUAAACCUUCUGAAGAAAAUAAAUUUCCAGGCUACUCUGAGGAAAUCGUAGACACAUUGAAUAAAUUUUCCAAAGCCUUGAUUGCAGGAGGCUAUGAAGCAGAAUGCUGUCAGGUCUAUUUCAUCGCACGGAGGAAAGCUUUGGAGGAAAGCUUGCAUAAGCUUGGCUUUGAAAAAUAUAGCAUCGAGGAUGUGCAGAAGAUGAAUUGGGAACCAUUGGAGAGAGAGGUUACUGCUUGGAUUGCAACAUUCAGGCACUGCACUAAUGUGCUCUUCUCCAGUGAACGCAAGCUGGCGGAUGCCGUGUUUGAGGAUCAACCAUCAAUUUCUGAGACCAUCUUCAGCAAUUUGUCUCGAGGUAUGAUGAUCCAACUCCUUAAUUUCGCUGAAGCCGUUUCCAUGACAAAACGGGCUGCUGAAAAACUCUUCAAGUUUCUCGACAUUUAUGAGACGUUGCGGGAUUUUAUCCCUUUGGUGGAUAAGAUAUUUCCAGUUUCUUACGCUGAUGAACUCAAGGCUGAAGCCACAUUGAGUCGGGGCCGCUUAGGGGAAUCCAUGGUUUCUAUCUUUUCGGAGCUGGAAAACUCAAUCCAGGGGGACUCAAACAAGACCGCGGUUCCAGGUGGUGCUGUUCAUCCUUUAACUCGGUACAUCAUGAAUUAUCUGAAAUAUGUAGGGGAGUACAGAGACACGUUAGAGCAGGUAUUCAGAGAACAUCAAAUGAUAGAAAGAGCUGACUCAGCCACGGGAUCGGAUUUUGAUUGUCAAAAUCCACAAGCGGGUCAGAGUAGUAAUAAUAAUAAUAGUAAUAAUACGUCAUCGAAUAAACUAUCACCGUUUGAGACGCAUAUGAUAAAAGUGAUGGAUCUAUUGGAUUCAAAUCUGGAGGGAAAAUCAAGGCUUUACAAAGACACUUCACUCAGUUCAAUAUUCAUGAUGAAUAACGGACGAUACAUCUUGCAAAAAAUAAAAGGAUCUCCAGAGAUGAAUAGCCUGAUGGGGGAUCAAUGGUACAGAAAGCGAUCUUCAGAUCUAAGACAGUACCACAAGAAUUACCAAAGAGAAACGUGGGGGAAAUUGUUGCAAUGUUUAAACCAUGAGGGAUUGAAUGUUAAUGGGAAAGUGAAUAAACCAAUAUUAAAAGAGAGGUUCAAAAGUUUCAAUGCAUUGUUUGAUGAGAUACACAAGACGCAGAGCAGUUGGGUGAUUAGCGACGAGCAAUUGCAAUCGGAGCUGAGAGUUUCCAUAUCAAACAUGGUUAUACCAGCGUACAGGUCAUUCUUGGGAAGGUUUAGUCAAAUAUUUACUCCGGGAAGGCAGACGGAGAAGUAUGUAAAGUACCAACCUGAAGAAAUUGAAACAGACAUUGAUGAGCUAUUCGAUGGAAAUGCUACGCCAUGGGGGAGGAAGAAAUUGUAAUCCAUAUAUUUAUUAUAUUAUUAUUAUCUAGAGAGAGAGAUCAGUUGAUGAUCAAUAACGUUUCUUUUUGUGUUGUAACUUUCUUUUUUUUUCUUUUUUGGGUUAUUCUUCAUGUUUGUAGUGGUACCUAUACAGUACUCAAUUAAUUAAACUUUUUAAUCUUUUCUUUCUCUUUUAAGUUUUA